Pseudonaja textilis is the source of this 1593-nucleotide messenger RNA. NCBI's taxonomy places the organism in Eukaryota, Metazoa, Chordata, Lepidosauria, Squamata, Elapidae. The record is from RefSeq and is a predicted model, not a curated record.
AUGUCAACAUUAGCAGGCACCUACAAAGUUCCACAGUGGAAUGAAAAGACCAAUGAUGAUUCCUUUGAACCAGAUCUUUUGAUGGAACCACAGUUUGGAGAUCAGACUUUUCACUGCUCUUUUUCAAAGCAUGUCUUCUCUGUCAAAGGCCGGAGAAGGUGCAUGCAGAAAGCACCUCUGGAGACCAAAGAGGAAAGGAACAGAAUCUGGUUGCAAUAUACCCGCCAUGUUUACAGUUUCAUUAAUACUCUGGCCCACACCUUGAAUGCUGCAUAUUCCUCCAUAUCUAGGAGAGGAAGGAAAGAAGGUGAAGAGAGGUUGGGGGCUUCAAGGUUGCAGCCAUGGCAGUUCCACCCAUUUCUGGAAAAGAACAAUUUUUGCAAUCUUUCCCAGCGGAAAUUGUACUUGGACCAAAAUGGAGAUGUAACAGCAGAUCUAAACAGUAUGAGCUGUGUGGUUCUUCCCCAGAUGGAUAUCACUGUGGGGCAAUUGGGGACUUUUGAAAGACAGAGAGUUAUUUUCAACCAAGAUCAUCUGUCACAGCUAAAAUUGCUCAACAAGUCUUUCCCUCAAUCCAAAUGUGUGAAAAAUUGUCAUCCUGGAUUUUACAAACAGACUCGGGAAGGAGAGCCAGUUUGCUGCUACAACUGCAUUUCUUGUUCGGAGAAGACUAUCUCCACUCAGGAAGAUACUGAAAAAUGCACUAGAUGCCCAGAUGAUCAAUAUCCAAAUGAGAACCAAGUCAAAUGUAUUCCCAAAAGAAUAUCCUUCCUGUCCUAUGAAGAACAUUUGAGUAUUAUCCUCAUCUCCUUUUCCCUAUUCUUGUUCCUAACCACAGGCUUCAUUUUUAUCAUAUUUAUUAAAUACUUAGAAACUCCCAUUGUCAAAGCCAACAACCGCGAUCUUUCCUACAUCCUUUUGAUCUCCCUCUUGUUUUGCUUCUUGUCUCCUUUUCUCUUCAUUGGUCAACCAAAAAAAGCCACUUGCCUUCUACGACAAACAAUGUUCAGCAUUGUCUUCUCAGUUGCAAUUUCUUCACUCUUGGCCAAAACAAUCACAGUGGUUCUGGCUUUCCUGGCCACAAAACCAGGAAACCAAGUUAAGAGAUGGUUGGGGAAGAGUUUGGCCAACUCCAUCAUCCUUUCUUGUUCUAUUGUCCAAAUUACCAUUUGCUCCAUCUGGCUGGGAGUUUCACCCCCAUUCCCUGACUCUGACCUGCACUCCCAGCCUCGAGAGAUUGUCCUUCAGUGCAAUGAAGGAUCUGUUACCAUGUUUUAUGUUGUCCUCAGCUACCUGGGUUUCCUAGCUGCCAUCUGCUUCUUGGUGGCUUUCUUAGCCAGAAACCUGCCAGGGGCCUUCAAUGAAGCCAAGCUGAUCACCUUCAGCAUGCUAGUCUUCUGCAGUGUUUGGGUCUCCUUCCUGCCCACCUACCUGAGCACCAAAGGGAAAUACAUGGUAGCUGUGCAGAUCUUCUCCAUCUUGGCCUCCAGUGCUGGGUUGCUGGGCUGCAUCUUCUUCCCCAAGUGCUACAUUAUCAUCCUAAGACCAGAUCUAAACACUAAGGAGCAGCUAAUGAUAAAAGUAGGGAAUUGA